Dictyostelium purpureum is the source of this 1887-nucleotide messenger RNA. RefSeq lists its product as uncharacterized. NCBI's taxonomy places the organism in Eukaryota, Evosea, Eumycetozoa, Dictyosteliales, Dictyosteliaceae. The record is from RefSeq and is a predicted model, not a curated record. The transcript is spliced from 2 exons. The coding region runs from base 1 to 1887 and encodes 628 amino acids.
AUGUCAGAUAACAAUAACAAUAUCAGCACAUCUGAAUUUAAUGAUGAAAGUAGUAUAAAUAAAGAAGCAAAAGAAAAAUAUAAAUUACAACAGUCCCCAUCCCCAUCCGAUCAAAGAUUACCAAAUAAUAUAUUAUUAAAAGAAACAAACAACAAUAAUAACAACAUUAACAACAAUAGUAAUAACAAUAUGGACGGUUCAUCAAAUAAUAGUGGUUUAGCUAGUUCACCAUUUUCAAAUUUAAAUAAUACAAAUCAAAAUAGAUUAAGAUUAUUAAACAGAGCAUCAUCAUUACAAAAUUUAUCAUCAACACAACCACCAUUAGUCGAUAAAAACGGAUUAUCAAUACAUCACCAUCACCACUCAAAUAAAAAUCAUGAAGAGUCAUCAAAAGUUGAAGAGAAGUUUAAUUUAAUUAAAUACGACGCAAGUAAUUCAAAUCAUCCAACUCCAAGUUCAAAAUAUGAUUUUGUUAAAGUUAAAGUUAGAUUGGAAAAUCAUUACUAUGUAUUGUCUAGAUUUUUAAUUAGUAGAGUGUUAAAUGUAACCAAAGUAGAUGCUGCCGACUCUGUAAAAAUUUCAUUGGCUUUAAAGAAAACAUUGGUAGAUCAAGGAAGAUUAACUUUAACCCAGGCCGAAUUAGAAAAUGAAUUAUUUAAAUUAUUACAACAAUAUGGUUAUGGUAAAGAAUAUAUUGAAAGAUACAAAAUGACAACUCAGUUCCAUCAUCAAAGAGUACCAUUAAUUAUUUUAAUUUCAGGUCCAAAGUUUAUUGGUAAAUCAUGGUUAGCAACUCAAUUAGCAGAGAGACUAAAUUUAUCAACUGUAUUACAAACUACUUUAGUUCAUGAUCUUAUGUAUACAAUUAUAAAAGAAUUUCAACCAAAACCAAAUGAAAAUAAUAGCGAUAAUAUAAAUAUAAACUCUGUAGAUAAUAAUAACAAUAAUAAUAAUAAUGUACAAAUUAAUAGUAAUCACCCAGGUAAUAUGUUUGGUAUGCCAUCAGAUCCACCAAUUGCAUUCAAAAAUUAUAAAACAAAAGAAGAAUUAAUAUCGGAAUUUAAAAAAGAAUGUGUAAUGAUUAGACAUGGUGUUGAUACAGAUAUUGAAAAAUGUUUUGAAGAAGGUAAAGCCAUCAUUAUAGAAGGUCCACAUAUAGAUCCAAAUUUGUUUGUAGAAUUAAUAUCCGAAAGAAAUAUGAUUUCACCAAUACAGUUUGUUUUUGAAAAAACAAAAUCAAAUGAAGAUUUAAUUAGAUUAGAAUUAGAAAAACAAAGAAAGAAACAUCAACAGCAAAAAGAUUAUAAUGAAAACGAAAAUAUAAAUAGCAAUAAUAAAUCAUCACCAUCGAAACACCUCAUUCAAACUAUUUCCGAUGAAAUACCAACUGAAAUACCUCCAACUGUAAAUGAAAAUAAACCACUACAACCCCAACAACAACAAGAAUCACAACCAGAACCAACAUCAGCAUUACCAAAAGAAGGUGAACAGCCAGAAAUUACAGAAGAACAAAAGAAAUUAGCUCAAGCAGCCCUAUUAAAUAGUUUAAGAAAACCUAAAACCAAGGGUAUUAUUAUACCAUUUGUUUUAAGUAUUAAUCCAGAAGACCAUAAGCUUUUCAUUGAAAAUUGGUUAUCAACCUCACCAAUUGAUCAAAUUACAGCAGAAAAAGCAUUCGGCCCAAAUGCUUCUGUUCAAACUAGAUCGAUUUUAAAUAAUUUACAAACCAUUCAAGAAUAUUUGGUUAGUGGUUGUCCACCAUUUCAAAAAGUCGAAGUUAAUGCACAUUGUCCCGUUGAAACACUAGAUGUUUUACAUAGUGCAGUUUUAAAAAGAAUCAAUACUGCUUAUUCUGGCCAUGUUAAAGGUUUUGAUUACGAAUCAUAA